UGGCGAUGCUACCUCCUCCUCACCCCCUCCUCCCUGGGAGGAAGGAGACAGAAGAAGUCGUGACUCGAAUGUCAGCGUGACGGUUGGCGAUAGCAGAUAGUGCCCGCCGUCCGGGAGCGGAAGCGGUCGUGGUCUUGCUUUCAGAGGGGGCCUGGAGCUGUGGGGCGGGGGGGUCGGUUGUUGACAAAACUGGGCUUUACUCCCGACUCCUGGGGGAGCUUGCGCGCGUGUGUGGGCUGGUGCCACCCGCUCCUCCGCCCCCGGGGCGCACGCGCGCGUGAACUUGACACCCCCCACCCCCCCCCGGGAGCGCGCGCGCGUGUGGACUGGGACCUCCAGCGAUUGCAGCCGGCAACAUGCACAGAUUCCGAAAGUGGCUCUACAAGCCCAAGAGAUCAGACCCACAGUUUCUUGCCCAGUUCUACUACGCAGAUGAAGAGUUAAAUCAGGUUGCAGCUGAAUUGGAUAACUUAGAUGGACGUAAAGACCCGCAAAGAUGUACACUGCUGGUCAACCAGUUUCGUUCCUGCCAGGAUAAUGUGUUAAACAUAAUCAACCAGAUCAUGCAGGAAUGCAUCCCAAAUGAACGGGCAAAUCGAGAUUUCUGUGUCAAAUUUCCAGAGGAAAUACGGCAUGAUAAUCUGGGAGGACAACUUUGGUUUGGAGCUGAGUGUUUAGCUGCCGGUUCAAUUAUCAUGAACCGAGAAAUAGAGAGCAUGGCAAUGCGACCUUUGGCCAAAGACUUAACCCGCAGUUUAGAAGAAGUGCGAAAUGUUUUCCGUGACCAGUGCCUGAGAGACUUGAAUGUCUACACUGACAAAAUGAAGGAGUCCCUCAAACAAUUUGAUGGCUUGUUUGCAGAAUUUGAACUAUGUUAUGUCUCUGCGAUGGUACCUGUGAAAUCUCCUAAAGAAUAUUACGUACAGCAAGAAGUCAUUGUUCUCUUCUGUGAAACUGUCGAAAGGGCCUUAAAGCUUGGAUAUCUCACACAAGAUUUGAUUGAUGACUACGAGCCAGCAUUAAUGUUUACAAUUCCUAGACUGGCUAUUGUCUGUGGUUUAUUGGUCUUCCCUGAGGGGCCAUUGAACUUGGAACGCAAGCUAGAAGAUAUGUCUGACCUGUUUAGACCAUUUCGCACACUGUUGCGAAAAAUCAGGGACCUACUACAGACAUUGACAGAAGAUGAGUUGCACACACUUGAACGUAACCUGUGUAUAUCUCAGGAUGGUGAAUUUGCUGUUGAUCCAGAGGUACCCUCUCCCAUUCCUCCACCUGUAGUUCCUGAGAAACUCGUUCAAGAUAAAUUGUGUGUAAAAGCUGAAAAUACAGACGCUGAACUUGCAUGUUCAAUGCAAUAUGAUGAGGAGGAGCUGGAGCAGCUUAACUUAAUGGUACACAGGGUGGGGGAUGAAAUGUCCUGCCUGCUCUCUCCACCAAGUGCUUGCCAGUCACCAGCUCAUAAGACUGUGCUGAAUAAUAAUUGUAACCCAGAGGCCUCUACAAACCCCGAGCUCUCUGGUGUGAGGCAUGAAGCUGAAGAAGAGGAACGGGUAUUUUUCAUGGAUGAUUUGGAUGGUGCAGGUGAGGCUUUUGCGGGAAUGGACACUUUGAAGGAAUCGCUCACUUUGGCUCCUGAUUCUUGUCCACCUGAUCAAGCAGACAUGUUGCCUCUUUCACAUGAUGAUGAAAACAUGGGGAGGGAUAGUUGCAAUGAGCAAAAUUUAGAAACAAAAGAAGUACUACACAAACCAAGCAAUAAUGAUUCACUACCUCUGCAAGGACAAGCCAAUCAAAAGAAAAAUAACACAGCAGAAAUCUAUUGUAAAUGUUUGGAUAUAUCAGAAUCCGGUUCUUACCUCAAUGGUUGGACUGUAGGUACUGAUGAUGUACAACCUAGUGAAACUGCAGAAAAAAUAGCACAUAGGACUGGUGGAAUGAAAAUUUCUGCAACUGUUAUCUUUAACCCCAAAUCUCAGUCCAUCACUUGCUCCUCUGAAGCGGAGACUAUAAUAAAUUAUGAUUCAGUCUGCAGUCAUGUUUCUCCAGAUGAUUCCCCAAAGCUAUGCCCUGCUGAAAUGAAAAAUGGUGUAAAUCAUUGUGUCCACCUUGCUGUGACUCCGGACGAUAUAGUUCACAACAUCUCUGAGCCAGUGGGGAUCAGUUCAUUGGAUGAUACUGUAGAUGUUGCAGAUUCUGGUUUUCAUAAAGGAGAGGAUCAGCCAUGUAAAAGUAACUGUGGAUCACCUUCACAGGAGAGGAUAGAAAGUGAGAGUCCAGGUGAAUCAUGGACAGAAAGAGCUAUCAGCAGACGGGAGCACAAAACCUCCAAAUGCAAGUGCCUGGCACAGUCCUCUGGAAAACAGGCAGAAGGAGGAGGGCAACAAACAAAAAUAGAAGUAUGUUGCCAGCAACGAAAGAUGGAAAAGAGGAAGCUGCCAAUUGGAGUGAAGGCAAGUAGAGAAGAACCACAAGUUAAAGGCAGUAUGGUAAAAGACGAAUCCGAGGAAGAUGGGAAAGUACAAACUGUUUCUCACCUGUCGGAGAGCCACAGUACUAAGCAGAGUUCUCAAGAUCCCAUCCCAGAUUCACCCAUCAGCUCCGUAUCCAGCAGUGAUUGUGAAAGUGUUUCUGUCACAACUUGUAGUCUUUCCAGCACGUAUACUCCGAGCCCUGUUGGCAGUCUCUCAAGUUCGUACACUUCCGAGGAUGUAGAUCAAGAGGAAAUCCAACUCGCACUUCUGGCUGCCAAAGUUGCUACGAGAGAAAAGAUCCGAGCCCGUUUCCAUAACAGCAAUGAUCUUAUUCACAGGCUUUUUGUGUGUAUUGCAGGUGUUGCUGAUCAACUACAGACUAACUAUGCAAGUGACCUGCGAAGCAUUCUUAAAACCCUAUUUGAAGUCAUGGCAACUAAGUUACAAUAUGAGGGCAGCAGGACAGAGAAAAAAGGUGACCAGACAUUGAGAAGUCCUGCACUUGAAGACUGUGCUUUAUGUCGAGAAAGUGUGUCUGCCUCUGAACUUGCUGACAAGGCAAGAGAUGAGGACCUUGAAGAUCCUCCGGAAUGGGUACCAGAUGAAGUCUGCAGUUACUGUACUGCAUGCAAGGCACCGUUCACUGUGAUUCGAAGGAAGCAUCAUUGCAGAAGCUGUGGAAAGAUCUUCUGCUCACGUUGCUCUUCUCAUUCGGCUCCCUUACCUCGAUACGGCCAGAUGAAACCAGUCCGGGUCUGCACACACUGCUACAUAUUCCAUGUGACGCCCUUCUACAGUGACAAACCAAGCAUCUGAUGACUGCUGAGUGAACUGCCUGGUUCUGGCAUGUAUGAACUAGCUCAAUAAGGUUGCAACUGAUGCUGGAUGCCAGCAGCGGGAUGUUUAUUUUGGCAUUGUUUAUUUUUAGUUUAGAAUGGAAAUUUGGAUAAGCUUUCCUUAGAGGUAGUUCUGAGAGAAGCUGCAACUCCAAGUAGAAAUUUUUGUACUGACCUUUUUAAAUGCAUUUUGAUAAUGAGCUGCUAAAAGGAAGCGCUGAGCUUCUAUUGUUGUUCCACUGUAGUAUGGUCUUCCACAAAUUUGUAUUGAAAUUAUAAAACUAUCCUAAACUGAAGGAAGGCACUGCAGGGGUGGUGAGGGUUGGCAGAGGAGCGCUUCUGAAGGGUUUGCAAUACUUGAUGACCUUCUGUUCCUGUGCCAUACACUCCUUAUGGUUUAAAUGUUGGCUAAAGUUCAUCUGAUCAGAAAAAGAAAUUUUUCAGAUAUUUAUUUGAGAUGGAAAAAUUCUUUUGAAGUUCUAAUGUAUUGAUUAAUCAAAGUCAGUCAUUGUCUGUCAUGCAACAUCAACGCUACUGUUAAAACUGUUUUGAGCAGACGUCACCCGCUUUGUACAUUGUGACAAAAGAUUUGCACAAUUUUCUUUUGACAUUUAUCUUAUGUUUUACAGUCCAUUUAGAUCUCUUAUUGUUGAGGAGCAAGUGACGAUGUUGUCUCCAAUGUAUUGAUGUGGUACAUUGAGGUGGCAUGGUGACGAACAGGUGUCCACACUGCAAAUUUCUUAAUCCCAGCUGUGCUGUUGAGGUUAAUGUUAGGCAAAAUGACACCAACUUACUCGUGGAGGGAUCAGAGGGCGUCUGGAUCUUGGAUAAUUUGUUCAAUGCUGCUGCAUGCACAUUUAGAAAAAGAGAGAAGCAUUCCAGUGUGUUUAAGAGUUUGAAAUUGUACCUAAAUAAGGUAGUGUGACUGUUAUGGGAAGCCUUGGGCUGACUUCUUCCCAAAUAUAUUUUUUCUUUAAGGUGACAAGACUAUUUAUGAGACACAUAUUGAGCCGAACCAAACAGCUGAUAAAGUUAAUAAUCAAAUCUGUGGUGACCACAUGAGAACAUGCUGAGGUUCAAAUUCCUUCCUCAAAUACCCAGAGUAAGCUUCACAUUUCACCCUGGAAGUGCUUUUUUUUCUCAACCAGAUACAGACUAUGGUUGUUGUUUCAGUAACUCUCACCCAAGUAUUCACUCUUCCUUUGUAAAGAGAUACCAACUGUUAACUCCUCGCCCCAAGCUCUAGAGUAAGAGAACAAUUGUUGUGUCCCUACAGUAGCUCCUACAGCUAAGUUAGUAUAUAAUCCCUGGAAUUCCUGCCUCCUUGUCUCAGGAGUAUACUAGCCAGUGCCUUUACCUAGUAAGUAAUUCAGGUGUGCAUAAUCUGGGUGUUCACUCAAUUCUGUUCCAUAUAAUUAACAACAAAUUAAGCUCCUUAACUCCUAACUAUUUGAAGGAUUCUCCGAUAACUAUCUGGUCCAGAUUUUGUCAUUGCCCAUCAACAUAAAGUAUCGCCAGUGGGAAAACCACUGAUGCUCAAAAGAACAGGAUUACGGACAUACCAGGGGCUAGGGGAACUACCUCACCAAGCAAAAGGAUAACCCAUCAGUCGGAAACAAAGACUGGAUGGAAGCCAGUUUGAUUAAAAUACCAUAAAGAUAUUUGAUAUGUUGCAAAAUAAAACCCUUCACCAAUUAAAUGCUUAACAACUAUGUUCUAUGUUUAUACAAAAUAUAAUUCCACCAUAACUACCCAUUAUUUAUAUAUAGGUUCUCUACUUUUACAAGUUAAAGCUCUCUGCUAAAGAUUUAUCAAUGAAAAUGAAGAUUUACUAUCUCGCCUGUCGUUGAAGAUCUGAGGAAUCUCCAGCAUCAUGUCUAUGAUCAAGCAAGAGAUCUUGUGCAGACGACUUGAACUAUUUAAUCCCUACAAAUUCCAGAAAACUGUUGUUCUGUUCAAGCCAUUUUCCUCUCGCUCUUAUGAUAGAGUUAUAGGGAUAGGAUCUGGGUGGGAUACUCUUUGGCGGGUUGGUGUGGACUUGUUAGGCCAAAUGGCCUGUUUCAACACUGUAGGGAUUCAUUGGUAUUCUACUUAUGAAAACAAAACAUGAGGAUUACACUCCUCCUGUAAGUUCCUUGAUUUCUCAAUUUUAAGUUGCAGUAUUUCAACACCUAUUCUGUUCAUGCUGUUUCCAAAUAUUUAUUAGGCACAAAUGAGGACUGCAGAUGCUGGAGAUUAGAGUCGAGAGUGUGAUG
This is a messenger RNA of Chiloscyllium plagiosum (whitespotted bambooshark), 5562 nucleotides long. It is a transcript of the gene zfyve28, whose product is annotated as zinc finger, FYVE domain containing 28. Gene Ontology annotation, molecular function: metal ion binding. The record is from RefSeq and is a predicted model, not a curated record. NCBI's taxonomy places the organism in Eukaryota, Metazoa, Chordata, Chondrichthyes, Orectolobiformes, Hemiscylliidae. Gene Ontology annotation, biological process: negative regulation of epidermal growth factor-activated receptor activity. Gene Ontology annotation, cellular component: early endosome membrane.